CUUUCCACAGCUAUCUCGCUUGGCAGACGUGGCCAUUCAAUUCUAGUUCUAGAGUCUACAAAAGAGCUUCAAUCUCUAGGUGCUGGAGUUGCCUUGGCGCCGGCGGCUAAACAAUGGUAUGAAUGUGAUUCAGCAGAAAAGGUGCUUUCGGCGGAUGAUUCAGCAUGUCGUGCUGCGGAGGGAUUCGAAAGUAGACGUUGGGACACCGGUGAAGCAAUUGCUCGAACAGCAUUUCCUCCCGAGAAGAGGAUGUUUCCCAUUCUCCACGGAGACUUGAAAUUGGCGCUUACCUCGCGAGCUGAAAAACGGGAUAAUGUCGAGAUCAGAUUUGAUUCCCGCGUUAUCGACGUCGAUACGGAUGGUCCCGAGGUCGUGCUUGCAACAGGAGAACGAAUUGGCGGCGAUCUAAUCAUAAUCGCAGAUGGGGUCGGCUCUAAAUUGAAGUGGAAGGUCUGCCCGUCAAAAAUAGAGCGGGCGCAGCCCACUGGCGAUGCUGCAUAUCGACUGGUUAUUCCACGAGAGCUUCUGGAGAAAGACGAGGAAUUGCUGGCCUUAGUACAAAACCCUUGGAUAAAGCGGUGGGAUGGACCUCGUGGCCAUUCCGUGGCAUACCCUGUUCACAAUCAUGAGCUUCUGAACGUGGUUCUCAUUCAUCCAGAUGAGCAUGCCGAAGAAUCGUGGACGUUCAGGACUGAGAAGCGCCAUGUUGUUGCCGAGUUCCAAGGAUGGAAUUCUGCCCUCCGGAAGUUGAUAGACCUAGCGCCAGACGAGGUACCAAACUUUAGGAUCCUGGCUCAUUCCCCCUCGCCAGGCUGGGUCAGGGGAGCUGUUAUACUGCUUGGAGAUGCUUGUCAUGCCAUGCCUCCAUAUCUCGGUCAAGGAGUAGCACAGGCGGUGGAGGAUGUUACUGCAAUCACGACCGUUUUGUCACUGAUUCAAAGUAAACAGCAAUUGUCUGCGGCUCUUGAGGCAUAUGAGACUUCUCGGAAAGGCCGCGUAUUCGAAAUACAAGCAGCCACUACCCAGGCACGACAAUAUGCGUACCGAGGAGAUGGCGAGGUGAAGGCAGUUCGUGACAAGGAACAAGAGGCUAAACGAAGUGACGAUGUGGUCAAGAUGAUUCGUUCCACUUGGAUCUGGGAUGCUGCAGAGGCUGCUAGAAUCGCUCUGUUUCAGAUCCUCAAAUCUGCAUAA
Messenger RNA from Hyaloscypha bicolor E, 1194 nucleotides. Its product is annotated as monooxygenase. Gene Ontology annotation, biological process: secondary metabolite biosynthetic process. NCBI's taxonomy places the organism in Eukaryota, Fungi, Ascomycota, Leotiomycetes, Helotiales, Hyaloscyphaceae. The annotation marks the transcript as partial. Gene Ontology annotation, molecular function: FAD binding; monooxygenase activity. The transcript has 4 exons. The record is from RefSeq and is a predicted model, not a curated record.